Messenger RNA from Drosophila serrata, 10645 nucleotides. RefSeq lists its product as uncharacterized. The record is from RefSeq and is a predicted model, not a curated record. NCBI's taxonomy places the organism in Eukaryota, Metazoa, Arthropoda, Insecta, Diptera, Drosophilidae. Gene Ontology annotation, molecular function: protein binding.
UCGGGACGCUUGUGAUGUAGGCCAAAAUUAAAGUCAGUGCGUGAAAGGUGUAACACAAAACAGUGAAAACUUGAUAGAAUAAGUGUUUGCUUCAUUCGGUAAACCGGCUAAUCCUCUAAGCCGCAAAGUCCAACAUCGUUUUCGCAUUUCGGUUUUUUACUUUCCCCGCACCCAAGCCGCAGUUGCUGCGCUCACACUCCGCCGGCCGCUGAAAAAAUGUCUCUGAAUGGCGCUCGGCUGCGCUACGUGGACGAGAAUGGGGAGGAGGUGUUGGUGCCGGCCAAGGGACGCACCUUUCAAAUCGGCUCCUACUUUAGCUGCGACGUGAUCCUGGAGCCGCAAGCGGAGCGCCUGAUUUGCGAAAUAACAUGCGACGCCUUCGGCAGGGUCACUCUCCUUAACCAGUCCAACAAGGAUACUGCGAUCCACCUGAAUGACAAAAUCAUUCACGGUCAGCGCAGUCAUCCGCUGCUGCACGGAAACAGGAUCACCAUUCUGGACAGGGUGUACACCUGGGAGUCCCUUAAGAUGUCUGGCUCAGAGGAUGUCGCGAGCACCCCGGAGCGGCUGCCGCCCGUUGAGCAGGCGCCGAACUCCUGCCCCUCGUUGAAGACCCAUCGUCCACAGAUCGACAAGCGUCUGACAGUGCACAACUUUCACUACAGCAUAAACUCGGAUGACGAGGGGAACACAUCCAUAGAGUCGCGGGACCAAAACGAAUCUCACUUGGACGGCCAGGAGAGCUUAAAUUUCUCGACUCCACCAAGCACAGAGUUGUCAUCGUGCGAGACGCCCAAAGUCGAUCUAGUAGAGGCGACCCAGAACAAGGAGAACACCGCCACACCGACGGCUAGCCACCAGUUGUUGCAGCUUUGCGCUCUCUCGGACGUGGUCAUUACAUCCUUCUCGCCCCGAGAGACUGGUGUUAAGGUGGAGAAGUCCUUUACCUGCGUACGGAAGCCAACCAAAAUUGGAAAAUCUGCGGCAUCCAUAUCCAUGUCCACGCCGAAGAGUGUGUACAGCACCCCGAAAGGGGGAGUGCUGUCCGAGUUGAAUGACGACAGCUGCAGCCGCGAUCUGAUGGACUUCAGCACACCUUCAACCUCGAAAAGGACCCAUCGGCAGUCGUCCAUGUAUUUGAUCGAUCUGACCACACCCUCGAAGCUUCGACCUUCUCUGAAGUCAACACCAAUUAGCGUGGACAGCACGGACGAGUCAUCGGAAGGUUCUCCCAUCGUCAUUGACAUAACAAAAUCGGCCACGCCGCCUACACCAGGACGGUCCCAUCUGGCUAAGACGCCACAGCGACUAGCCAAUGCCGUCGCCGCCACACCCACUCGCACACCGCAGUCCCUGAUGAAACGGGCGCUGCUCACCAGCACCAAGAAGAAACAGAUCGCUGCCAACCAAAUGGAUAAAACACCCGUAGCUACCCCAAGUAGACCAACCCCGCGUAGCCGUAUCACACCGCGCAUGCCAUUCGUUUCAGUUCCUACGCCUGAACAAAGAGAAGAGUGGCGCGCAGCCGCCUUAAAGAACAGCCAGACACCCAAUAGCAUACCUCACAAGCGGCAAUCCCUUCACCUUGGGACGCCAAGAGAUAACAAGCUCUCCCAGAUAAGAAAGUCACUAGCGGCUGCCAAGCGCAGUCCCACCGUAGACAGGAGCUUCAAGCUGAAGGCGAAGGCCCGACGUACGCUGAACUCGCCGAAGAGUAGCUCCCUGAAAACGGGGUCGUCCACACCAACAACCUUCAAUUUGUCACAACCCAAAUGUUCCACUCCGGAGAAGCUUGACGAUUCUACGAAAGACGAGUUGAGUCGCACUUUCACAAUCAUGAACGAUAGUGGGGACCCGGCUGAAGAAAGUUCUAUAGCUGUUGUCACUGGAGAAAUUGACAAUAGUGUUGCUUCUAAGAUUUCAGAGACUACUCUUCCACCAAAAGAUAAAGGAAAAGAUCCGUGCGUAGAGCUGAUAGAGAAUCAGAAAUCUGAUGUGGAAAUGAUAAAAUAUCCAAACAAAGACGAUUCCAUACAGUGCGAAAAUGCAACGCAAUCGUUUGAGGAAUCAUGCCAAGAAGCAGACCAUCUUGUUGACAAUCAAAGCACCGAAAAUUGUUCCAUUCAAGCCAACGAAGGAGUAGACAUCAUUGAAGAUAGUAUUUGUGAAGAGGUUCACGCAAGCAUUCCCCCAGAAAUAGAUGAUAAUGAAAAGCUUCCGAAAGUAAUUGAUGCUUGCGAGAGGGAGUCACCAAAUAUUAAGUCUUCUGAUACUGUUGCAGAAGAAGAGAACAUUGAACCAACGCCUCAAGUUGAAACUCCCAUGCUUCGAAGAAGUUCGCGACGACUCUCUGUUGACCAGAAAGUAGGCGUCGCCACAACACCACGUCAAGACAGGAGCACUCGCAGAGGUUCUGUGGGGGCCAGCAGGAGCCAGGCAGAUACGAAGACGGAGGGCAGCAAAAAGGGCACACGAAGAGCGUCCUGUUCGGCGUUGGUGGAUAGUCAAGAAGUCAUCGGUACGCCGCGUCGCAAGCGUCGAUUAUCAGAGCAAAUAAGCACACCAACGAGACAAUCCAAACGUCUGAUGAUGAACACACCCAAAUCCACAGUUGAAGUCGAUGAUUCCAUAGGCGAUAUGGGUGUGAUUGUAGAGGAAGAUGAUGAUGAAAAAUCUUCCAUUGUGGACGACGAGAAUUAUGGAAAGGAGCUGCCAUGUGAUGAGCCGGAUAAUGUCGACUAUCACGGUCUGAGGGAUCUCUUAAAGACGCCUAAAAAUUGCAGCACACCUCGCUUCAAGGGGCUGCGGGAAAUGAUGCGCACUCCCAAGGUUCCCGCUUCUCCAAUUUUCGGUAAUAUUGAAGAGUUGCUGGAUAAUUCUAUUGGAGGUAUCACGCCCCAUCAAAACAAGACCACCAGGAGCAUCACAGUGGGUCGGGUCGCAGUAGAAAAUGGCAACGCAUUGGAGGGAGUUUUAAAGACUCCAAGCGCCAGGAACAUAAUGGUGCCCAACGAACCAGCAAGUGCCGUAUUAAAGUCCCGAGGGGAUUCCUUAGCAACAGCCACCGAAUACGAACUGGACAUGACAAAUACCACGUUGCACCUGGACAAAAUCUUUGAUGAUGUGCCGAGCACUUCAGUUGCCAACAUGGAGGACACCGAGGCAGAGAUAAAUGUGACAGCUCUUAGUACAGCGUCGGGACUGGAUCCCCUGAAAGAAUCUGUGUCAUCCGAGCUACCUAUGAGUGUCUGUAAAUUGGAAACCACUGGUUUGGCUUCCCAUAAGAAUGAUCCCCUUACUAGCACUACAUACAAGACAGUCAUGCAGGCAGAUCUUGAACUGAGCACCACCAUUGCCGAGGAUGGCGAACCGUCCUCUAGGCCUAGCUCACUGAGCUCGAACGAUUUGAGUGGCAUGCAGUUGCUGGAUCAAACCUCAGACUCCAUGUUCUCCGAGCCGCUGAUAGUGUCCGGCGUGGAAUCGUGCAACGUUACCGUGGAUGAGACAAAAGCUUUAGGACAGACCACCCAUCAAACGUUAGAUCUCAACGAUGUCGACUCAGACUCAAACAUAGGACUGACUGAGCCGCUUGUAUUGAGCGACGAUGAUGAUGAUGAUGCUGUAGUGGUGAAGGAUUCAAGUGUGACUCCCAAGAAAUCAAUAGCUCGCAAGGAGGUUUCCAUAGCCUACAAUAUCGAAGAAUCCGUUGCUUCGAAGGAUACUACACUAAAUCGGUCAAAAUUCAACGAAUCUGAAAAUGAGACUUCAGCUUUAGGCGAAACCAAGAAUAAUUCAUUGAUUGAAGAGGUCUCGCUGAUUGAAGUUACUGAAAGUAUAGCAGGCGACAGCAUUAGUACAACCAAAGAUGAAAAAUCCUUGGUAUUCGAGCUAGACAGUUCGAGCUACACGGAUGCAGGACCUACAGAAGAGAACAAUGAAUCCGCAGCCGCCGAAUUGACCAUUGUAGAUAGUGAAAUUUUUGCCUUGGACUCAACACAAGAGGACGAAAUUUUAACUUGCGUGGAUGAAAAACCAGUCGAGUCUGGGUCUGAAGAAGCCGGAUUAGUAACCGAAGCUCAAACUCAUCCUUUGGAUCUACAAAUAGAAAAUCCUCUGCCUUCCGAAGAAGUGUUGGAGAAGCGCAGGACAACUGAUGUGGCUGUGACACAUGAAGAAAAAGGAAAUGCGGUAUCCGAAGCUGUAGACUCAGAAUCUCUCCCUCUUGAUACAACAGCAAAUAGUUCCGUCAUAGUGGAUGAAGAGCUUUCAGCUAAGAGUGACAAGAAACCUAUCGAUUCCGAUUCCACAAUAACUGAAGAAUGUUUACCAGAUAAAUUUGCAGAUCAGUCAAUAAUUAAUUCUUCAACUAGCAAUGAUCUAACGAAAGAAAAUACAAUUGAAGACGAUGUAUCCAUAUCCUUGGACUCCGAAACUCUUUCUCGCGGUUCAACAGGAGAUGAGCAUGUGGCUUUAGAGGAGAAGAUUUUAACUAACGUUGACCAGCAACCUAUUAAUACCGACUUCUCAGAUACUAAAAAGAUGCAAUUGCAGAGAAAGAUCAGUCAGUACCUUCCAAAGAACAAAACGGAGACAGAUGCAGUAACAACGCCAGAAGCUGGCGAAGAUUCGGUUCCUAAAGAAACGGAGACAGAUGCAGUAACAACGCCAGAAGCUGGCAAAGUUUUGGUUUCUAAAGAACCGGAAACAGAUGCAGUAACAACGCCAGAAGCUGGAGAAGAUUCGGUUCCUAAAGAAACGGAGACAGAUGCAGUAACAACGCCAGAAGCUGGCAAAGUUUUGGUUUCUAAAGAACCGGAGACAGAUGCAGUAACAACGCCAGAAGCUGGAGAAGAUUCGGUUCCUAAAGAAACGGAGACAGAUGCAGUAACAACGCCAGAAGCUGGCGAAGAUUCGCUUUCUAAAGUAACGGAGACAGAUGCAGUUACAACGCCAGAAGCUGGGCAAGUUUUGGUUUCUAAAGAACCGGAGGCAGAUGCUAAACCAAGUACAUCAGAGGCGUCCUUUGUUAAAGCUGAAACACAUGAUGAUGCAGCUGACAAACCUACGGCUGAGUCUGAAAUCACAUUAGAUGAAAUAGAAAUCCAGAAAGGUGAUGUUGAGGAAUUGCCUACUUCCAUAACCACUCCUUGCAUCCAUGACUUCGAAGUAGUAUCUCAGAAGGAGGAAUCAGCUCUAGAACCUUCUGUGAGUCCACGUCCAGCCAAUAUUGGGGUUGAGGAAACGUUAGCUGUACAGCAUACAGAUCUAAUCGACCAGGACCAGGAAGCCCAAGAAAAAUCCUCCAUUCAAGAAUAUAUUAAGGAAAAUGCAGCUAUGAAAGAAAUUAUGGAAGACAAGAAUCCAUGUGGCGAACAAAAGACUAAUGGUGAUGAGACCAAGAUUCUUGCUACCGAAGAGACUUCAAAACAAAACGAAGCGGAUAAAACACAAAUAGAAUCCAUAUGUGAAGCAGAAUCAGAUAAGGAGAAAACUACUACUAUCUGCGAUUUGUCAAUGAAUGAAUCAGCUCCCGUCACAACUGCUGGAAAGAGUCCCUUACCAUUAGAAGACGUGAAUCAACCAGAAGAAUCCAAUGUAGCAGAUAUAACAGCUGUCGAACCGCAGGAUAUGGAAGUAGCAGCGAGUGACGACUUAGCUAAAGAUGAGGUAAAUGUUAACAAAACGCAUGUUGUUGCGGACGUUUCAACUCCGUCGGAAAUAGCACAUAAUGAAAGCAGCGGUCAGGAGCCAGUAUCUCCCAUAGACGUCCCACCUACAGAACUUUUGACUGACAAGAAAAACGACCUGAAUACGAGUUCUACGAAAAUUGAAUCCUUCACUGAGCAGCCAAAGCCCGCCAGCACUGAAACAAUUCGAUCUAAAAAUGAAACUAUUCAAGCCGACUCUGAGGAUGAAAUAAAUCAGCUGGAUAAAUCGAGCAUAGCUGAGGAAGUUGGAGAAGAUUAUGUUGUACAAGAAACGCCAAAGGCUAAAGCUUUUGUAAAUGAUCGGAAUGUUACGUCGUCCAGCGAAGAAAUGAGAGCCCAAGAAGUGGAUCUUAACCCGAUAGAAGAGUUUUCAGACCGUCUCAAAAAAUCGAAUGAAGUUGAAGAAACUUCAAUUGAUAGUUCAGCUAAGGAGUCUACUACGGAACAGACCUGCCAGAUUAUUCCAUCUGCUACCGCAGCAGAUUCGUCAACACAUUCCUCAGAAUUAAUAAAAGAUGAUUCCGUUACAGAACAGCAAGGAGUAGAUAUAUUGAAUUCUUCAGCUCCAUUGGAGGCUUCUUUAUUGUCAGCUGCACAAGACAAAAGUUUGGCUGAAAAUCCGGAGAUGGCUACCACUGAGCCACUCAGUAGCAGCAUAGCUGUCGAUGGAGCUCCAGAAGCAUCGCCAACUGAAAAGCCUUUAAUAGCUAUGAUUACGGAAGAUGCAACAGACAAAUCCACCAUUCGAACGACAACAGAAGAGUCGGAAGAGGCAACUGAUAAUGAUGUGAAAUCUCUUAAUGAAACGGACCAUUUAUCAAUUGAGGAGGCUAAAGAACCCAUCAAAAAUAUGUCCUUAAACGAAGAUGAAGUAAUAUCUGAGGAGCUGGCUAAAGAGACCUCUGCUCAAGAAAAGCCGAAGACCGAUGAUCAUCAUAUUAGUGCGAAAUCUUCGGACCAGAAGGCGAUACAAACUGCAGCAGUCAAAAAAGUUUCUGAUAUCAUUGAGUUAAGCGAUGAUUCAAGUUCUGAAUCUUCUCCAGUUGAAGAUCACAACCCAGCCCCUGUAACUGAGGAUCCCAAGGAGAAUAAGGUUAAAGAUAUCGCUGAAGAAGGCACUCCAAUUGCUGAAGUCAAGGAAACGUCUGAUAUUAUUGAAUUGAGCGAUGAUUCUAGUUCUGAAUCACCUCCAGUUGAACAAGAUCAUAUGCCAGCUCCUGCGCCUGCUUCCGAGGCAGAUGCUUCUGUCCCAAAUAUAGAAACAAUUGCCCAUCAAGAUGGAAAAGUAGAAGAUGUAACUGAUGAAUUUCAGAAUGGCGCAGCUACGGCGGCUGUUACUGCAGAGAUAUCACAGGCUUCAGAUAAGUUAGCUUUUGUAGAGGUGAAUGCAGCUGAAACAACUUCAACAACAGAAUCUGUCGCAACUGUUGAACAAGACAAAGCUAAGGUUGAAAGUUCUGCUGAUGAAGAGGCACCUUCUAAGGAGAAAGGCGAAUCCAGCGGAGAAGUUUCGAGCACUGUGCAGGAUGUUGAAGCAUCCAAAAAGGAGAAUAUACUAAGCGAUAAGCUACCGACGCUUUUUAAUUCCAGUCCGGAACCCGAAGCAUCUGACAAAUUUAUGGAGUCAAAUCCAGAACCCUCAGUAUCUACAGUGAAAACUAUAAACAUUACUUGCGAUCCCGACGAUACAGAAAAAUUAAAGCCAGUCAAACGAGCGACCAGAAAGGGAUCAGCCUCUUUGGAGACACCUGCAGAAGAAAUUCUGAUGAAGACAAGCCGACGUGUUCGAAAACCAUCUGCAAAGGAGCCCAUUACUCAUAUCCAAAAUAAGAUGGAGGAAACUGAGGAGGAAGAUGUCCUGAAAAACAUUCCGGAAGAGGCACAUUCUUCUAGAGCCAAUGAAGAGAAUGAGUCAACAACGGAAGCUGUAUCUGAUCCUAAUCAGGAGGAAGAUACCGUUGAGAAGCCAAAGCGACGCGCCCGAAAGCCAUUAGAGAAAGUGAAGUCAGCAGAAAAACCUAAGCGACGAGCACGUAAGGAAUCAGCUGAAGUUCCUGACCCCGUGGUACACAUAGAAAAUAAAAGGAAAUUGAAGACGAACUUAAGGACGAAGAACAGACGCAUUCUUCAAAAACAAACAAACAACAUGAGCUACAAAAAGCAGAUUCUUCCCAGAAGCAGGAGGUAGAACGCCAGAAGAACACAUCCAUGGGCUACAAGAGGAGGAGGAGAAAGAAGAGCCCAAAAAUCUAAGGAAACUAAAAAAGUGGAGAUCAUCAAAUCUCGAACAGAAAGACCUACAAGAAGAGGGCGAAAGGCAUCGGAAGUAGACACGGAUACUACAUUGGGCAAGAAACCAAAGAUGGACUACGAAGUCAACGAAGUGAAGGACUCGCCUACAUCCACUCAGAUCGAACAAGAACAGGAAAUUCAAAAGCCAGAAAGACCCAAACGAAGAGGACGUAAAGCGUCGGCAGAGGAAGAUUCAAAUGUAGUUAAGGUCCCUUCAACUGAAGAAGUCCUGCAAUCUAUUGUGGAGGAAGAUAAUGAGGCCAAGGUCAUCAGCACGGUGGAUAAGGAACCUGAAGAUGUUAGCACGAAGGGAAGGUCACGGCGUAGGGGGCGCAGGUCGUCAACAGAGGAGAUCACAGUAGGCACAUCAGCCAGUCAGGCAAAGUCUGCAAAUGGAAACUCAGAGAAGCCAUUGGCGACAGAUUCAGGGGAUCAACCAUUAAAUCUUGCAGAACCAAAUGGACCCCAGAAGCGAUCUCGGAAAUCAUCAGAAAAUAUACCGGCAGCGGUGAAGGAUUCCCCUAAAGAAACAGAUCACAUAGAAAGACCCAAGCGUCGAGGACGCAAGCCAUCGGUUGACAUUGAGCAUGUGGUUGAAGAUGUCCCCGACAAACCAAGGCGAAGAGGCAAAACACCGGCUGACCCCGAGAAGCAACCUUCGGGUGAAGCAAAGGAUGCCGAACCUGACAAAAAGUCUAGGCGCACUGCCCGCAAGCCCUCAGUUGAAACUGUGGUUACGGAUGCCCGCAACAUCGAGGUGGAUCAUCUUAAGGAUAUUGAAGAGGUAGCCGAGUCAGAGCCUGAACCCGACGCGACGACAAGUAUGCCGCUUCCUGUGAAGGAGGAACCGAAGACUCGUCGGCGCGGACGUAAUCUGAAACUCGAAACUUUGGACAUAUCGACCAAAACCACAGCUGAGGUAGGAAACUCACGCCUGCGUGGACGCAAGGCCACCCAAGAUGACGUCCCCAAGUCCGAAGUCCCCGUGGAGGCUGAGACCAACCUUGAUGAGGAUCUCGACAAUAUAGUUCCAUCGGAUUCCAAUAAUGAAGUUCAUAAUCAGCCAGCGGAUGAGAUGGAGACGGAAGUUACAGCAAAAGAGGGAAAAACCAAGAGACGGGUCCGCAAGGCCUCAGCAAAUGUUGAAGAAGGGACGGCGGUAGCCAAAAAGACUUCGACCCGUCGCGGCCGCAAGGACGAUAUUGAGCAGGAAAAGCAAAUCGAUCUGCAGCAAGUGCCAACGGAGAGCGUUCCAGCAGUAGUGAUGAUGUCUGCCACUAUUGCCGACGAAGCUGUGCGAUCUGAGGACGAGAUUACACCACGCCGGCGAGAGGGCCGUAACAUGCCACGUAAAAAUUACGACGAGACUUCAGAUGAGGACAAGAAGAGAUCUGCACGCCGGCCACGGAAACCAGCACUCAGCAAGCAGUUGGCUUUUAAUGCUGAAGAUUCGACCCCAGUGUCCAAACGCCAACCCGUCGAGGAAGUGGAGACGCCCGCCAAUACGGUGGCUAUCGAGGAGCCCACAUCCACGCAGCGGCGCGAGGGACGCAACGUGCCCCGCAAGAAUUACACGGAGGCGCCGGACGACGAUAAGCCCAGUUCUUCUCGCAAUCGCCGGGUCCGCAAUUUGUCUGCUAAGGCCUUGGAGUUAAUCGUGGAUUCCUCACCUCGACCAAAUACUCCAAAAAGCCGCAAGGUAAAGGCGGCUUCGAAAGAUGAACCACCAGCAAAGAGAGCAUCGCUAGAGGCGGUACCACCUACAGAAGCCGAGCCUGUGCCGGAAGAGGAGCCGGCACCCGUAAUCGUCAAGGGGCGUGCCGCUCGUCGCAAAGCAGAUGCUGAUUUAUCCGAACCGCUGGAUGCCAAGCCAGCCUCAAGGAACGCUCGCGCCACGGGACGUAAGGCCAAGGUAGACUCUGACCUGGAUGAAGCUGCCCCCACUAAGAAGGCGCGGGGUGGAAGUCGUGCAAAGACGCCGGUAAAUCCUCCAGAAGAUAAGUCUGCCACUGAGCCGGAAGAACAUCCUCCUCCGGUUAGGAAGGGUCGAGGUGGAACGCGUGCCAAAACUCCGGUGGCUGUCAUCCCAGAGGAUACUGCAACUAAGCCAGAAGAUGAGCCAGCAAAGAAGCCAGCCGCCCGUAGUCGUGCACGCGGUGGCGCCAAAGCAGUAGCCGUACCAGAGCCGGAGCAGCCCGUCCAUGAGUCGGAUGUAGAGCCCGGAACAACUGCGACCACUGCAUCGCGCGGAGGACGAGCCAAAAAGGUGCAUUUUGAACCAACGGAAACCGCGGCGACGUCGACUGCCAACGCCGAAGAUGCGCCAAAGCGAGCAACACGUUCCCGCCGGAAGUAAACAUUUAUAUAUACAUAUAGUAAGCAGUUAGUUAGAUUUAAGAAUCCCUUUGUUUCUUAUGUUUGAUUGUAUUUACCUUGUUAAUUUUUGAGUAUGUUUUUAUGUAACUUCUGUAUAAAGAAUUUGGAAUUAUAUAUAUAUUAUCGGAUCCCUUGUAUCCCCUCCCUUAUAUUUCUGGGAUGGCUUGCUCGCUCUAACUUAAUACAAAAGAACCUUAAUAGAUUUAAUUAUUAUAUAUAUAAUUAGUUAACCUGGUAAGGCAUUUUAUCAAUUAUCCCAAAAAUAAAGA